This is a messenger RNA of Xyrichtys novacula (pearly razorfish), 11205 nucleotides long. The record is from the annotation of a GenBank genome assembly. Lineage: Eukaryota; Metazoa; Chordata; Actinopteri; Labriformes; Labridae.
CUCCGCCUCCUGAUGACAUCACAGGCUAACCUGAGUUUCUGCAUUUCAGACACAGCAUCGACUGUCAGAGUGAGAGGUAAGAAACUGCUGCUGUUUUAAUCUUAAGGAGAGAGUGAAAAUCCAGUAAAUUAAUUUUUGUGAUCACUCUGAAAGAUUUUAUCCCUCAAGUUUAAAUGUUUGUCUAGAGAAGUUCUUUUCUGAACUGGGUCUCUCUUUGGGGUCUGGUCUGAUCCUUCUUUGAUCAGGUUUACGUCAGGAAAAAUCCUCACAUUAGCUUCAAGUCAUAACAAAAAACCUUGGUUUAACUAUCAUUUGAAACAGUACUAAAAGCCCACAUGCCGGGAUCAUCUUUCACCUGAAGAGUUCUUACUCUAGAUUUGACAGAUUUUCAAGCUUGAACCUGUUUGCUGCAUGGUUAACUCUGUGGUUGUCACACAAGUGAAUCAGCUCACCUGUCCCAGCAGGUUAGUGUUCGCUGUCUGAUGUUUGUCAGAGCUCAGCUGUGUAAGCACAUGUGAAAUUUACACUCCUGUUAAAGGAUCAGAUUCUUCUGCAAACAUCUUUUUCCUGUUUAGUUUUGACAGAUAAAUGCUUAAUGCUGCUUGUUAGUGCUUAAAUCUUUUAAAUCUUUAGCUAAAUCUGAUUAAAUUUGUGCACAGAAGCAGACAAACUUAUUUACAUUUCAACUUGACAUGGCUAAGCUAAGAUGAUACAGCUAAGCUCUGCUCACCAUGUGCUAAAAGAUACAGAGAGAUAUUUUAAACCAUGUCCAUCAUGAUAAGAAGUCUAUAAAACGUCCUGUGGAUGUUGAAAAUACUCAUGAGCUAUGAGCAUUAACCAUCGUUCAGGAGCUAACAGACUAUAGAAGCUUGCUACACAUUAGCAUGCAGCACAGAAACUUUGGUUUGAAACUGUAUGCCAGGUUUAUCUGAUAUGUUGCAGUUCUUGUUUGCUUUAAAUGUCUGUGUGUUUCUUUUGUUUUCAUUUUUGAUCAAGAAACGCCACAAGUCCUUUUUUCUUUGUUUUGUCAUUUUACUUUAGAAAGCUCAAAAGAUAGACCUCACUUUAAAUUACCAAAACAAUGACCAUCUCAAUCAUUUUUGAGUCCAUGCAACUUCCCCAUAAAUAUGGGGCCUGCUUUAUUAAGGCAAAAAUCAUAAUCAGGAUUACUUAAAAUGAUAUUGAUAUCAGGAUUAUCAAAAAUGAUUACCCACGAUUUGACAUCUUUUCAGAUAGCAUUGGCUUAAUUUUGGUGAUACUACUUAAUGAAUCAAAUGCCAAAUUUCACUUGAAUUGUGUCACACCGCUUACAGUUUAUAACACGCCAAAGAUCUAACAAAUCAUUCAGUCUUUUCAUGACGUUUAAUGUCCUUCAUAACAUCAAGAUGGGUUUGUGUUUUAUUAUGAUACAGAGUGAUGUCUCUCACUUUGUAGCCCAGCAGUUGGUAGUUAGCUCAUGUGACUGCUACAGCCUCUCUUUUGUAGUGCUCAUAAUGGAGGCAAUACAGCAUAUAGGCCAAUAUUGUUCAGUCUUGAUCAUAGAACUUUUAUGAUUGUGGGGAGCCAAAAUCCUAAUCCAAAUUUAAAUCCCAUUAAUCCACAAGCUCUUACCCCCUAACCCAUUUAGUCAAAAUCCUAUUCUGUGGCUGUGAAACAUGAAUGUAUUCUCAGUGGCAUUACCUGUUGGUUACUGAAGCGUCUUAUUAGAGAUAGAUAUAAAAAAUAUAUAUAUCUGCAGAUCAAUCUGGUUACAGCUAGUCAAGCGUUCAACAUCAUUUGCCUUUUUGCUUAACGGUUCCCUUAUCAACAUGCCUUGCAAAGCGAUGUCAUGACACAUCCUGAGAAGCAGUCGUAUAAGGGACAAACAAGGUAGUCGUCAUGGCGUAUAGAAGGCAGGAGCUUCCAGUUCAUCUUUAAAUACUGUUAUAGGACCGUGCCAUGUGCUAACUCACUGUAAAAUCCACUCGCUUAGUGAGAACAGGAGCUGUCCAGUGAUAAAGUCCAAGUCCGUCAAAGAAGAUAGUGUGUUUCUCUUUUCACUUUGACAUGUUUUGACUUCGGUCUUCCUGCAGUCCUUCCCUGAUUUUCAUAGAGCUUUGGUUGGAAGUGCUAGGAUGACCAAACCAAUCGUUUUGGACAAGAUGAUUAGUCCAGCCUGUCCAGAUCAGCAAACAAAGAUACACUCUGGUGCUUUAUGAAUCACUGAACCCUGCAUGUCUGUUUCUAACAUGCUUAAAAUCUGUUCUGCUGUGGACUGGGCCCACCUGAAGGAACUUUGACAUCUGACUGGUUAAUGUGUGAUUUGGUUAAAGAGGUUUGGCUUCAGUCUUCACCAGUCAGAAGAACCUUUGUGCGUGACUUUGCUGUGCCAAUGCUGGUGCAAACAAUUGUCUAGACACCAAAGUAUACGUCUUCGUUCCGACAGGUUGCAGAAAGAUGAAGUUUUGUGACAUUUAUUUUCAAAGAACUCACCUCUAGAACAGAUUCUGCAAUAAACGCUGACCGGCUCUGGCAGGACACUGCGCUGCAGAUCAGAAUCACGUUUCCUUAGUUGAGUGAAAGUUGAGUUUACACAGACAAGCAACAGAAAAUUUUUAUCACAGAAAGAGAAAUGCAAAGUAUGUGUGAGAACAGGAACAAUAAACAGAGAAGGACUUGUGUUUGAGAUGGUAGCGAUAAUGUUUGUAACACCACACAUACUUGAUCCAAUUUCUACAAAUCCUGUAACCAAAACCAAUGAAUGUGAGCAGAAUAGAGAGUUUAGUAUGUCAGGGAAAUAAAUACAGGACACCUAAUUUUUCAUGUGCAGAAAGAACUCAAGCAGGGAUAAACAAGAUUUCCUCAUUUUCAAGAUUCGUCAAAUUGUUUGCUGAAACUGGGUCAUUUCCUAAACAAGGAUUUUAUUGUUUUAAGUUUUUCGAAGUGAAAAUUAAUCUCACUAAAGGAGAGAAACAUCCAGAAACAUGAAUGUCUGUGAUCAUACAUCUUUCAUGUUGUUAUGUUUGAGAGGAAUUAGAAAUAUUACCCAUUUUACGAUGUCUUUAAACUUUAUCCUCAGGUAACUGCUGAGUUAUGACUAUCUGUGACUAUCACUGUGUUUCUCUUCGUACAAUCAGCUUUUAUUAUUUUACCUUUUAUUCCGGUAAUGAUAUUGUUCUCUGCACAUUUUUGUAUUUUUGUAAAUUACUGUCAUAUUUGUCAUAUCUUUGAGCCCCUUGAAAACGAGAUUUGUCUACUUAUAUUUCUAUCGUUAGUCAUAAUGUAAUGAUUUCUGUUGUUUGGUAAGAGAGUAAAAGCCCUGGUCUUAAAUACUCCUCGUGUUCGUUGGACGCAGCCUCCUUCCUGUCAGAGCUCAGUGACUCACCUGUAGUGUUUUGUUAUUUUUGGCGGUUGGUUGAAUCUUUUGUGUCAGACUUUUUUGCAGGAAUGUGGUCUGACUUGGUUCCUUUUUUACUCUUACAGUUUGUUUUUUCUAACCAGUGAGGUAAAGUGAGUCGACAGUUUCUGAUUGUUUGAUUGAGAGCAAUUUAGAUUUAAAUAUCUGCUGCGUAUGUUUGACAUUGACAUGUUUGACAUUAGACUGGUUUACUCCUAACCCUAAAGACAUGAGGCGUAUUUCAGAUUGAGUUACUCAUCUAUAAUUUCUUUAGUAAAUCCAUAUAGAAAGUCAUCUUUGUUUUGAAGUGUCAGUAUCCAAGUAAUCCAAGGAUUGCAGGUGCCAACAGGUGUGUUAGUAGAGAGUGAUGUAAAUGCUUUUUGUGUUUAUUAAUCCUCUCUUUCUGUAACAUAAAGCUCUCACUUGAAUAUGAUCAUAAGUGUAUAUGAAGCACCUAUAUACUGUUACUCAGAGCACAAAUCUACAGAUACAAGAAUAUGCUUCAUAGGAUGAAUUAAUUCAAAACAGAUUUAUCUUUCAUAUUUCUGUACUGAGAGCUGACUGCAACAUCUAUUUUAGGCUUCUCUUCUAAGUGGACCUUUACAGCUCAGCUGAUUGUAAAUACAGUCUCUGAAAGUUCCACAGACCAAAACAAGGAUGGCAGCCUUCAACUAGCCCAGUCAGCUAACACCAGAAAUUACACUAAUUUAACAUAAUUUAAUCCACAAAAUCCUUUUCAGAUUACCUUUGUUUCUGAGGAAGAGUCUCUAAAAUACUUUGACCUUCUCUUUGGCAUAAAGUUUAUCCUAUCACCUGCAAGCUGACGGUCUCACAAAGUGAGUGGAUUUAAUAUUAAGCCAAUAUCCCACUUUUUCAAAUGUACUUUGAGAAAAAAAACACUGUCUCAUUUUAGGGUAAAUGCAGUAAUUUAGGAAUGGUUUGAAGGAGAAUUCAAGUAAUCUCAUGUAUAGCAUGUAUAAUAUGUUUAUAUUACGUAUUGUGCACAUGUGUGCACAAUACGUAAUAUAAACACACUUUCACCUCAGAGGUCAAGGAGCAAAAGAAAAUCAGAAAACUGUUGACAUGUUUUAUUGCAUUCUUAUACUAAUGACUAAACCACUGUUUUCUGUGAAUUAUUAGACAAAAAUGGAUAAAGCGUGCAGUUUGAAGAGAUUUAAUUUGUAUUUUUGGAGAUACUUCGUACCCUCCACUUAGUCUCUCCUAGCCCCCACUAUGGAAAUCACCGGUAGACCUCCCACUGAGCAUUUUUUAGUCUCAAAGAGAUCUAAUAGAUGUCCAAAUGUAGCCUAGAUGACUGAUCUAAAAUCAGGCUACAACAGGUCUAAAAAUGAAAGUUUAUUUAGAUGUCCAAAGUUUGACCAAAUUUAGACCAAGUUUAAAUCUAGGCUUUAUCUAUACUACACUGUAUAUUGCUCAACAGCUAUCAUAAUUAUUUUGGUUAAGUACUUUAGGAUCAGUUAGUUUUGAAUAAUGGGUUAAAGUGUAACGUCUAAAUUCCAUCUAAAAAUACACAGAAUCUAGACGGUUGAAAGUAAGUCUAAAUAAAGUCUAAUAGCCGUGUAUUGCCCAGUGGGCACUGAACAUGUAAAAGUGUUUCCUCUGGUGUGUCCUACAGCAGAUGAUGGCGGAGGCCCCGGAGCUGUUCUCAGAGCAGGAGCUGACCUGCUCCAUCUGUCUGGAUAUAUUUGAUGAGCCAGUCUCCACUCCCUGUGGACACAACUUCUGCCAGGUAGCAUUUACACACACAACCACACAAAACACCUGAGACCAGCUCAAAGCAAACACCAGAAAAUUCCUUAGAAGUUGUACAACAUGAACCUUAUUUUCUUAUUUCAGGCAUGUAUCGGGGGUUACUGGGCGUCCAGUGCGGUCUGCACUUGUCCGCUCUGUAAACACCAGUUUGACGAACGUCCUCAGCUCAGUGUCAACAAAGUCUUCGCCCUCAUCGCUAAUAAGUACAAAGAGGCUCAGUAUGGCGCAGCAGGGAUACCAAUGCCCGUCAGGAACGGGACACCCACACAGACAGGCACGAUGUCCACAGACACGAGCAGCACCAACCCAUUUGUGACAGCACCUAGUGGUGAGGUGGUUUGGUGUGACGUCUGUACGGGUUUGAAAAAACCUGCUGUCAGUUCCUGUCUCACCUGCACCGCUUCAUACUGCACUGAGCAUGUGCAACCCCAUCAUACCACACCCUUUUAUUCCAAACACCCACUAAUGGACCCUCAGGAGGCCCUCAGGGGCCGAACGUGCUCACUACACCACCGUCUGAUGGAGGUGAGAGGGAGUACAGGCGUGUUGUACAGAUGUUUGUGGUGAAAGUGAUUUAUGGAUCUUAGAGAUUGAAAGACGGAUCAUUUCUAGAAAGAAAGAAACAUACUAAUGGGUCUUUACUAUCUAAUUUACUUCUCUUGCGUUCACUUGUCCAGGUGUUCUGUCGGACAUGUCAGCUCUGUAUCUGUGCCAUCUGUGUCCUGGAAGAACAUCGAACACACAAAACUGUCUCCGUCCAGACUGAGAGACUCAGCAAACAGGUACAGAGAAGGAAAUAUGAUCAUAAUAACAUAAGUGAUAUUUUUAAGUAUUAUUUUAAUCCUUUGGGAACACAUUCAGCUUUAAACACAAACCCUUUCUUCGGAUUCAGAAACAUGUAGCAAGGACAGAGCAGGAGAUCCUGAACCGGAUUAAAGAGAAAGAGAUUCACGUGGCGCAGCUGAAGAAGAAACUGGACGGAGUCAAGGUCAGACUCUUUACUCCUUCAUCAGAACAUUUUAAAACGUGUAUCUACAAACACAGCCUUCAAAUGCCUGUGUGGUAUGAUAUAAAAUACUUAAAUAAUCGAUGUUGUUGAUAUUUUUGUGCACAGUCGUACGCAGAUGGAGAGCGAGGUGAGGUGGAGCACCUCCUGGACGAAGUAUCCAGUGCAUUGGACAGGAUCCGCUCCGAGGUUGUUGGUGGGAUUGAGAACCAGCUGGAUGCUGUAAUGUCAAAGGGGGAGGGGCAUGUGAAUCGCCUGGAGGCAGAGCUUAGCCAGCUGACGGAGAGGAGAGCAACGCUGGAGGUCCAAGCCAUCAGUCAGGACCACAUCGGCUUCCUGCAGGUCAGAACUAAACAUUUAUCUCCUUUAAUUUCCACUUUGGUGAGAAAUAAUCCAUCUGACCAUCAACCUGUUAGCAUAAGACUGUAACCAAUUAGCAGUAGCAUCUGUAUGUAUGUUAUCAUAACCUGUUACCUCGUCCCCUCAGAGCUUUGAAAAGGCCACAGCUCCUCUCUUGGAGGAUCAGCAGGAUGAUGUAGAUGAGGACGAGGAGUUCUCUCUCCACUUCCACCUGGGGGACGUGAAGAGCGCUCUGACUGAGGUCAAGGAGAAGAUGGAUGACAUUCGGAUGGGGGAGGUCCGCUCCAGAGGCUCCAGAGGGUCCUGUGAGUGUCUCAGACAGUCAUUUUGAUCUGUGUGAACUGUUUAUGACAAACUGAAAACAUGUCUGCUUAAAUAACUAUUAUUCUAAUUUAACUUCUAAGAUUUCAACUAUACUUAACCAUACACAACAGUAUGUCAUCAUACCAUCAAAUACUAAACAAUACAAUACUAUACCAAACCAUCCUAUAUUAUACGAUCCUAAACUAUUCUAUAUCAUUCUAUCUUAUUCUAUACUAUACUAUACCAUCCUAUAUUAUACUAGCCUAUACUAUACCAUCCUAUAUUAUACUAGCCUAUACUAUACCAUCCUAUAUUAUACUAGCCUAUACUAUUCUAUACCAUUCUAUCUUGUUCUAUACUAUACUAUACCAUCCUAUAUUAUACUAGCCUAUACUAUACCAUCCUAUAUUAUACUAGCCUAUACUAUUCUAUACCAUUCUAUCUUGUUCUAUACUAUACUUAAUUAUACUAUACUAUACUACCAUCCUACAUUAUACUAUACUAUACUAUACUAUACUAUAUUAUACUGUACUAUACUAUACUAUGCUAUAUUAUACCAUCCUAUAUUAUAUUAUACUAUACUAUACUAUAAUAUACUGUCCUAUAUCACACUAUAUUGUAUUAUACUGUACCAUCCUAUAAUUUACUAUACUAUACUAUACUAUACUGGAGGUCAAGUUGUAUUCCAAUAUGCUGCCAUACUAAUGUUCAGUAUAAUAUGAUACACUGCAAUAAGAUAUAUAGGAUAUGAUAAGAUACAGUAAGGUACAGGGAGGAUGUAAUAUAUUAUAAUAAGAUAUAAUACAUUAUGUUACAAUACAAUAAUUGCAUUAAAGAACAAUGUAGUUAUGAUGCAUUACAAAUUCUUGAGAUGAUGAUCAGGAUAUAAUGCCAUAAGAUGUGAUAUGAUACAACACAAAUGGAUACUGGAAACUAUGAUAACAUACAGUUUGAUUCAAUAUGGCAGUUUGUAAUGUGCCCAGAUGUGUCAAUACUAAAGGAGAUAGUUCAGUUUAAUAUGAUUCAGUAUAAUGUGUUCAGGCUCAAUAUUUAACACAAUUUAACACAAUAAGAUAUGGUGUAAUUGGAUGCAUUACUAUAUGAUACUAUUCAAUAGACCAAUGGUUUUCAAGUCCAGUCCUCGAGGCCCACUGUCCUGCAUGUUUUGGAUGUUUCCCUGCUCCAACACACCUGAUUCAAAUGAUUAGCUCGUUAUCAAGCUCUGUAAUGGCUUGGACUUGAGAAUCACUGCAUUAGACUAUGGUGUGUUUCAUUGUGUCUUCAUCUUAAUGCUGCCUCCACAGUUGUAUUGAUUAGUGAAAUAUCUUGUUUUGGUUUCAGUUUCAUCAGGUGACCUAAUGAUGGCAGAAAGCAUGAUGAGUUUGAGGGCGAGCACCACCAGUUUGAGGAAGAGUCAAUGGAGCCUGAAAGGUCAGUGAUGCUCUAAAAUCAGCUGAUUGAUGACCACAAGGUUCAUCAGUCAACAUAAACAUCAUCAGAGGAACUGUUGCAAAGAGGGAUUCAAAUCUGGUUUGACCGAUCUGGACUUUUAAUGUGAAAAAAUGACUGUAUUUCCUGUUUCCCAGAUCUGAAGAAGAACAAACCAAUCUCAGGUAGGUGCCUGUUAAAUCAAUGGAUUAGAUAUUUUAACUCUGUAAAUAUGCAUUAAAAUGUUUUAUUUCCUCAUCUCCUGUUAAAGUAUUUUCUUGAUUUUUGUUAUAGGACAUAAAAAGGCCAAAGUCUACAUGGGUGAGUACAUAUUUACUGUCUAAAUUUAGUCAUAUUUUUAUUGGUUUCAAAACUUUUCUCAGCUUUUUUUAACAGGCGUGACAUGAAUAUCUUUGUCAGAUAUUGAAACUCUUAUUCUGAGAUCAUAUUUUCAAGCUAUCUCUAAACACUAUUAUUUGUCUCAUCCUGUUGGUUUGAAUCUAGAGGACGUGCUGUUGAACCCGGUGACAGCGUACCCCUUCCUCAUCCUGUCUGAAGACAGAAAGCAGGUGAAGCGGGGAGAGAAGUUGCAGUUCUACAGAAACAGCCAGCAGCGUUUCGACGUCUGGUCCUGCGUUAUUGCUAAAGAGGGAUUCAGCACUGGGCGGCAUUACUGGGAGGUCAGUUUCCACUCCCACAGCUAGAACUAAUCAGGGGCAUGUAUGACAUAUGAACCUGUGCUCUGUUCACCUGUGCAGGUGUUUGUGGGGGAGAGUAAGGACUGGAAACUGGGAGUGGUCACUGAGUCUGCACAGAGGAAAGGUCUGUUUGACAUGAGUCCUCCUAACGGAUACUACGCCAUCUGGUGGAGUGGCAGCCAACUGCGAGCGCUCACUGCACCGCCGCUAACAAAGGUAUGUCAUUAUUUUUUGCCAAAGGACAAAAUGUUUAAUGAGCAGGGAAAGGAAAAUUUCUUGAAUCAUAAUUAUGAUAUUUUAUUUGGUCCUUGUGUGGUAUAAAUGGGCUUCCAUAUGGUGUAGCUGCCUUUUCCUUGAAUUUUUUGUAAUUUACUUACUGAGAUUUAGUUUCCGUCUUUGAUUAUAUCUACUCUCAGGUAUGCAUUGAUAUUUUUACCUGUUGACUGCAGAUAAAGAAUCCCCCAAAGCUGCGUCAGGUGGGUGUGUUCCUGGACAUGGAGGAGGGUCAGGUGUCAUUUUAUAACGUGAAGUCGGGCUCAGAGAUCUACGCCUUCAACGGAUCCUCCGAGUUCACCGAGAGGAUAUUUCCUCUGCUGGGCACCGGAGACAAAGAGGUCCCUCUGGUCCUCGUGACCACCCAACACCAGCUGGCCUGAAGGACCGGGACCCAGACCUGAGGGACAGGAAGGGGGUCAAAACUCAAGAGGAUGAAAGGGAGGAAACUGAGGGAUCAUACAGGGCGGACAGAAGCACUGGGACAGAACUGAUCUUUGGGGUCACGGAGGACGUGGACGAAAACUCCAUAAACUGAUUUUAGUUCCUCUAAAUUGACUUUUAGCUUCACCGUGACAACAGAAUAUCCAAUCAGAUUUUCAAUACCAUGUUUCAAUGAGCAGUGACUGUUACACAAAUGUGUUAAUAUUCAGGCAAGAUUAUUUUCAUCUUACAUCAAGAUUGUUUUCAUGUUACCUCAACAUCCUUAUUACAUUCUAAAUUCUUAUUACAUUUUAAAAAGAUCAUUUUCAUGUCAUGACAAGAGAGAUACACAAGAUCAUACAAUGCUAUUACAAGAUCCUUUAAUUACUCAGCAAGAUCCUUUCACAUUUUAAGCAAGAUCCUUUCAACAUCAUAACAGUAUUUUUUUUUUUCAAAUUAGUACUCAUAAGUCAUUUUUUAUGGCAUGAAAUAAUCUGUAUCAUGUUUUAACAAGAUCUUGUGUAUGUUAAAACAAGAUCCUUUUCAUGUAAUACCUUUUUAACUUUCAAGAUCCUCACUUAAUCGCAAGAUACUUUUAUGACACAAAUAGUUGGUUUUCGUAUCAAAACAAGAUCCCAAUCAUGUUAUUACAAAAUUGCAUUACGUUUUAACAAGAUCCCUUGAGCUUGCACACAAUCUUUUCCAAAUUCUUGAAAUAUUGUUUACAGGAUUUUUUUUAAGUGCACACAAGAUCCCCUUCAUGUUUGGGCAAAAUAUUUAUCUUAAUUAAAAAUCAUUUUCAUCUGCGUUGAUGAUCACUUCAUACAACCUAUUUUUUUUUAUGUAUGAACAAGAUCCUUUUUAUGUAAAAUGAUCUUUUUCAUGCUCUAACAGAUUGAUAUUGUUGCAAGAUCUUCUCUUUUUAAGAGCAAGAUCUUUUAUUUAAAAUACUAGAUUCCACAAUACCAACGAUACCCUUGCUUUAAGAAUGAAGGAUCUUGUCAAAACUUUCUACAGCAAGAUCCUUCCACGAUGCUGAGGACAUCUUUCAACUUUGAUUAGACAAUGUUUCAUCUUCCAAAAAAAUAUAUAUAUAUAUAUAUAUAUUUAUACGCUAUCAUAUUGCAUAUUGCUGUCAUUAUCUGUCAACAAGCUGUAAUUUGAUAAAUGAGAAACUGGUUUCUAAUUUUUGUCAGAUUUGUCGAAGUGUUGCUGCUCUGAAUAAUGUGGCACUUAUAUUCACUGUCUUGAUUUGAUGUGAAAAUGAUCUUUUUAAAAUCAUUUAUUCUGCGUUUGAUUAUUCAUUAUACAUAUUUCUUAUAUUAUAAGAAACGCAGAAUAAAUUGAGUUGUUGUCAUGUUAGAAGCUAAACUGUAUGUUUGCUAGUUCAUGUUUUACUUAAAAUUACAUUUGGAAGAUUGGAGUUUGCUGUAUGUGAUAUUGGAGGCAGGAAAUGGGUGAAACAUAUAUUAACAUUUUCUAAACAAAAAAUGAUUGAAAAUAUUUCCUGAGUUCAACUGAUAUAUGAAAUUUUGUGAAAUAAAUUAAUGUAAAUAAAAAGUGAC